Molecule: messenger RNA, 3249 nt
Organism: Pseudophryne corroboree (corroboree frog)
Lineage: Eukaryota; Metazoa; Chordata; Amphibia; Anura; Myobatrachidae
Exons: 3
Coding region: 698-3064 (788 amino acids)
Source: RefSeq, a predicted model, not a curated record
AACAGUUUAUUGGUUGGAAUAGCAUGUCUUCAGCAGAUUCAAUACCGGGCUACAGCAACAUUGCACUCCCGGUGGGAGAAGGAUUAAGUCUUACAGACACAGAAGCUGAGGCUAUUCUAUUUACAGACAAAUUGGAGGAAGCUUGUGGAGGAGAGACGCCUGAACAGAUUUUCCUGGCUUUAAACAGACUGAAGAAAAGGGAAAUAGACUUUUAUUUUCACGGAGUAACCUUAUCAGAUUACUACAGGGAAAAGAAAAUUCCCCGUGGUUUCCGCAUCCGCAACAUUCCCACAAUAGGACGGCAUAAUCCUGAUUUCUGCAGGCGUUGGGCCGCGGUUUUAAACAAGUGCUCCUAUGAUUUGAUUCUUCUGGUUAUAGAGGAAUCUCGCAGAGAGCUUCUUCUAGCCAGAGAUAAAAUUGCUAAAUUUGAAGCAAGUCAUUCUGCAGUUUUAGAGGGGGAAACCUCUCACGAUCUACUAAACAAAUUGACCACGGACAUCGACAAAUAUCGCCUGGACCUCAUUCAAUUCAAAAAAACAAAGCGAAUUACUGUGGACAGAGAUUACCAGGAAAAUAAAGUUUAUUCAUGGGUAUACAAUCGGGGCACCGAGUCAAACAGGAGGCCCAAAUACCGACGUAACAAGAGAUUUAAUUUGGAUACAGACAAUUCGAGCGCCCAGUCAUCUAGCGACACAGAAUGUGCAGGGGCAACAUCUUUGUCAAAAAACGGGAGGAAACCCCUGACGGGGGUCACUACAAGAGCAGCAAGAGAGCUCAAAAAAGGCCCUACACCCGCCGCGGUGGACAAUGGGCAAGGAAAGUCCAAAAGAGCCAAGAACAAGAAAACAUAGUUUUCAAUUUGUCAUCACGCUCUCUUACAACUGAUGAAUUGUCAGUGUUGAAUAAAGGGCUGUCCUUUGUUCCUACAAAGAAACCGGAUACUUUCAAAAAUAAAGUGGACUUAUACAAAUUCGGUCGGAGGCUAAGGCUAAAGGAACAUUAUGGUGAUAGUCCCUCAUUAUCAACACAGGACAUUCCCCUGCACAAACCAUCUACUUUUGACCCAGUAUCCUCUAACAAUAACAUAAAAUGCUUUAUUAAUUAUAUGAAUACUGUAAUUGAGGAGCCACAGUUGAACCACAAGUUUGAUUUCAAUAAUCUGUCCUUGGAAGAAUAUACAGCUUUGAAAAAUCUAGCUGGUUACAAAGAUAUCACAGUCCGCUCGGCGGAUAAGGGCGGAGGUAUAGUAGUCCAGGACAUGAUGUCAUAUAAGGCUGAAGUAUACAAACAGCUUGCGGAUGAAACUACUUACCAGGAGUUAUUCUCGGAUCCAACAUCCACGUUUAAAGCAGAAAUAGAUGACAUCUUGAACAAAGCAGUGGAAGACAACAUCAUUAAUUACAAGAUAAAAGAAACAUUAACACAGGACUGGCCGAUUGUUCCAGUUCUGUAUACGAUCCCUAAACUUCAUAAAAAUCCCGUGAACCCGCCAGGAAGACCUAUAAUAGCGGCAAGGGAUUCCCUCUUCUACAACAUUUCUAAAUACCUAGAUUUUUUCCUGCAGCCGGUUGUACAAGACCAAAAGGUCUGCCUGAAAGAUACUACGGCCUUCUUGUUACAAUUGGAGAAGCUGUCACCAUUGCCAGAGAACUACCUGAUGUGCACCAUAGACGUGAUUAGCUUAUAUACCAACAUUCCCCAUCAAAGAGGUAUCGAAGCCAUCAGACGUUACAUCACAGGCAGUCACAAAUAUAAAGGUCCAGACAUCAAUUUCUUCAUUAAGCUAUUGGAGCUUACUCUAACACGAAAUUAUUUUAUUUUUGAUGGUAGAUUUUUUCGGCAAUGCUCGGGGUGCGCGAUGGGGUCUUGCGUGGCCCCGAGCUUUGCAAAUAUUUUUAUGCGAGAAGUGGAAAACGACCUUUUUCUAUCUAAUCCUAAUGUAGCGGGGAGUAUUAAAGCAUACUUCCGCUACAUAGAUGAUAUAUUUGUAUUAUGGUCAGGAUCGCAAGAGAGUUUCCAACAGGCCAUGUCUGACAUUAACCAGUUGGAUGACUCUAUUAAAUUCACAUAUUCUACCAGUUAUGAAGAAAUACAUUAUCUAGAUGUGGCUAUCAAUCAAGAUCAUCUACACCACUUGCAUACCUCUUUAUUUGUCAAAGAAACUGAUAGAAAUACUACUCUGCAUGCUAACAGUCACCAUCCGCCGACCCUCAAAUGGGGAUUGCCAUAUUCCCAAUAUAUGAGGAUCAGACGCAUCUGUAGUGAUCAAGCUGAGACUAUCAAACAGAUGGACAUCAUGACACGAAAAUUCAUUGAAAGAGGUUAUAAACUCAAAUUUUUAAAGGAAGCCAAAAGCAGAGCUUUGAAGCAUGAUAGAAUAAGCUUAUUAAAUAAAAUCCAAAGUACAAAAAAACCGGACUUCAUAGUUUGGACUCAAGACUUUUCCACCACCAGUAUGAGUACUAUGCAGAAGGCCAAACAAAUUUGGCCCAUUAUCACUCAAGACAAACAACUACAGUCUCUUAAAGGAGCAAAGAUUUUACCCUCUUAUCGAAGAGGAAGAAACAUCAAAGAUUGGGUGGUACAUAAUGACGUUUCUAAUCUUAAAGUAUCACCGCCUGGCCAUUUCUUGACAAGGAAGCCAGGUAACUUUAAAUGUCUUGGGUGUACCACAUGCAGCAGUUUGGAACCAGGUGCCGUUUUCCAUCAUCCACGCUCUGGAAAGGAGUUUAGGAUUAAACGACCUUAUACCUGCACAAGCCGAUAUGUGAUAUAUUACAUCAAAUGCCCAUGUGGGUUAUUAUAUAUUGGCAAGACUAUUCGCCAGUUUAAGGAAAGAAUAGCGUUACACCGAUCCAGUAUACGUGCGGCUUUAGAGGGACGGGGCUCUGACCAGCCGGUAGCCCGUCAUUUUAAGGAGCUACAACACAGUAUGUCAUCCAUACGCUAUAAAAUCAUUGAUGGAGUCCCUGAGUCCCCAAGGGGAGGGAAUCGAGGUCGAAUCCUACUUCAAAAAGAAUCCUGGUGGAUACAUACACUACAUUGUAACGGGUUACUAUGGUGAUGGGACGUCACUAGGAUCCUCCACGCCCCCCCUAUGAUGCUGGGUCGCCGGCGCGGGUGCGCGCCAAUGACGUCAUCGGCUCAAGGAGGGCGCCGUGGAAGCAAGUGCACGAGGUGAUGCCGGCGCCCCUCGGACACUCCUGUGGUGCGGGAAAGGCCAGCAGACUUACACCGGGGAAUCAGGGA